Molecule: messenger RNA, 537 nt
Organism: Linum trigynum
Lineage: Eukaryota; Viridiplantae; Streptophyta; Magnoliopsida; Malpighiales; Linaceae
Source: the annotation of a GenBank genome assembly
AUGGACUUUCCUACGAAGCAAGGGACGGGGUUAGGGGUUGCGAAGCUUUGUGUUGAAAUUUCUGUGAAAUCGAAUCUGGCGAACAAGUUGAGUAUUACCCUUGAUGAUCGCCCAGAGAUGCUGGUGGAUGUCGAGUUUUUUCAUGUCCCCAGCAAAUGUGAGAAGUGUCAAGUGUUUGGACAUAAUUGCUCGAAUCCUAGGGGAAGAACAAAGAAGGUCUGGGUUGUUAAACAGCGUAGAGUGAAGGAAAUAGCAUCUCUUGUGCAGAAGGACAUGGGUAAAAGUGUGAUUGAGAUUCCAGAAGAGUAUGUGGUUCAGCCAUUGGGAGCUGGCUCGAGCUCUGCGGUUGAACAUGGUACUGGGCCUUCUCCUGUUCCAGUGCAGGACCUUGGUGUUCAAGAAGAGUCUUCCAACGGUGUUGAGGAAGAUGGCUUCCAAGUGGUUACACAUAUGAAGAAUAGAGUUAGAGCUCCUGCCCUAGGUCUGCAUCAGGAGUCCAUGGAACUUGUUUUCUGGUUCAGGGAAGAACUCUCUUGA